Molecule: messenger RNA, 1546 nt
Organism: Xylona heveae TC161
Lineage: Eukaryota; Fungi; Ascomycota; Xylonomycetes; Xylonales; Xylonaceae
Exons: 4
Coding region: 327-1415 (362 amino acids)
Source: RefSeq, a predicted model, not a curated record
GACUCGGUUCACUUCGAGCUUCACCGUGAAGUACAAGUGCCUGUGACAGAAUCAGCCCUUCAAAUAGGACAAUGAAGGGAAACAAACAGCCUAUUUUUCUGGCUGCGAAUACUUUUGCGCGGUCACAGCCGCUACUAGGCAUUCAUCAAAUAUCGGUGAUCAAUCACGUCGCGUCCACUAUCUAUCGAUUACCCUCGAAGCCACCGCUGUCCAGUACAAUUGGUCAAACCUCCUAGCUGCAGCUUGCAGCGUUUAUAAUUUAAGGGAGGUAUUUUUACUGGAACUCACACCUACUUCAAAUUUUCUCCUUUGAGUCCAAAAGACCCAUGGAUUAUCCGACACCGAUGGCAAAGGUAUCCGGUCGCCGUCCACAAAGCGAUCUCGAUGCAGAAGUCGACGAAAUGAUUCUAGAUUAUCUGAUUUGGUCAGCAAGUAAAGCUUUUCUGGAUUGUAAUAAGGAGGGACAGAAUGACGAGAUAUCGUCUUCACAUUUUCCACUGGCCGAGUCGGCUUUCAGCCUCGUGGACGCAUUUCUAAAGAUAUUUAAGUCGAAGCAUCCGGAGCGACAAACACUCUCGCCUGUCCGGCAUCGCCUGGCACUAUUGAGAUACUGCAGUAUCUUUUUUUGCGGCCCAGACUACAGCGCUUUCACCGUCCCAUCUUUGAUAUCCCUGCGAGAUCGAAAUUUAGCGCGGGCUAAGGCGUGGCAGGCUCAUCAGUCCACAGUAGUUGAUACGCAAAUAUUUCAAGAAAUUGACAUAUCAGCGAUGACCAUAUUCUCUUCGAAGGCGUUUCGCUCCGGUGACAAUUCAAUACACGAGCAAUUCCGGGAGUCGACCCAAAAUCCAUACAAAACUGCCAACGAUAUUUUGCUGCUCGAUACUCUACCGCUUUUCAUGGAAUUUUCAGCUGCUGAACUCUUGACCACUUGCGAGAUGGAUAUAACGACUGCAUGGGUGGGUUUAGCAGGAGAAUACAUGCUGCAAUCUGUUUUAGAGCAAUAUUUAAUUCAGGGCCUAAAGGGGCUGGAGUCCGCUAAAGAAGCAUUUGCCUGGGGCUUCGGCGCUUUGAAAGCUGACGAGCCUAGCAAUUCAAUGGUAGGACAGGCGAAUACACCAUUCGACGAAGAUCUCCAUUCAUCCACCCCUUCUUCACAGCAUACUAUGUUGGCCGAUGUCCGCCAAAAGUUUCUAUCAGAGCUAUUACCCAAAAAUGGCAAGGACAUGGAGUUUAAUCUGAAAUAUCUUUUAACAAAAUAUCCACGAAGACCCUUCUUCCAAAGGAUAGCUUCACUUCUAGAAACACUACUCACAGUCCAGUCGCCGCCAGCGCUUUCAAAAUUUGAGUUAGGCUUAUUAGAUGGACUUUCCGCGUCUGAAAUGGAAGCCGUGAGAAAUCGAGUUGGAUGCAGAUGACAAUUGUUGGAAAUGCGUUUUUUCCCCUUUGAUAGGUGCUCUGCUCUUUGACCUCGUAACGGAGAGGAAUCACUGAAGGAUGGCCAUAUCAUGUACAACGAGAUUACCAAUUUUAGUCUAUAAAAUGCCGU